AUGUCACAUGAACGAUAUCGUACACACGACUAUCACAAAGUCAGGUCGUUCUUCCGAGAUAGCUGGGUUGAAGUUCCUGACACAGAAUCUCGUUCAAGAAUGAUGAGGCCACGAUCUGUGAUUAGGCCGAUGGAGACCAUAGACCUCGAGUUAAAGGAGGAGAAGACAACGGAAUCAACUGCAUCUACAGCUAAAGAUGAAGAGGAGGAUUGCGGUAGAGUAUCAGAAGUCGUGGAGAGCGAGGCAACCCUCGCCAACUCAGAGACAGAUAAUCAGAAGAUUUACGACGACUGGAAUUCCAAGGCUGAGCAGCUCCCAAAGAAGCCAUAUGGAUUUGUGCCCGCAUCUGCUAUCUAUCAUUACGAAGACUUGUUGGACACAUACAAGGGGAAAGAUAAACAACAACACGGUUCGCCGACCCUCGAUGAAUGGUACUACCAAUUCGCUCAAGAAGAUAACGAAGCCAUAAACGACCAGAGCAGUAGGAACGAGAGCCAGGUUGUUAGCAAGUAUCUGAGAGAGAAUGAGACGGAAGAUGAUAAGGGUGUUGAUACAGAGCCUAAUCAGUGGGCAGGCGUGCGUGUUAACCAGGUCUGGAUCUGGACUAUCUCAACAGAUUGGGUUAUCACUGCUACCUCAUCGCCAUUAAGUGGAAACCCUGACAUACUUGUCGAAGAGAUUCUGAAUUCUUUAAGCAAGCAAGGAGAAUACGGCGGCAGCGGCGCACAGCCUGUGUCCGCCGCUGAACUAGUACCGGCAAUAAUUGACCAUUGCAUCGGCUCGUAUGAGAGAAGACCCAACGAUAGUGAGCGUAUAUACAUCAGGCAAACCUUCUCUCACUAUAUCAACAGAAUUGGCAGGAAGGAAACGACUCUAUUUGAUGACUUCCGUGCAUGGUCACCAAGCGAGCAUCAACAGAAUACAAAUAUCAAACAAAAGGAGAAAUCAUUUUCUCCAACUGAAAGCGUGGUUGGGUGGCCGAGUUCAUCAACUACCAUAGAAAGCAACACCCAAACUAUGCAGACGGCGGUCCAGACUCACAACCAUGGCCAUGAUAUCAGUGCAGCCAUCAAGAAGGCUAAAGAUCUGUACUGUGACAUCAAAGACGUCCGCGACGAGCUCAACAUCCUCAAGUCCGUUGCUCAAUACCAACAGAUCGUGCAAAGAGGACUUGCUAGCAAGGAGGUAGAUGAAUCCCGGUUUUCUUCAACGUAUGUCGUCAAGGAUCUGCGAGAGCUUGAUUCCAUCGCUGAGAGAAUACAGCUGGUGAUCAACACAACUCUUUCACUUCAGCAGAGUCAGGUUGCGAAUCGUCAAGCAACUGAAGCCACCAGACAAGGCAAAACAGUUAUGACUUUUACGUUUGCGACUGUUUUGUUCCUUCCCCUGUCGUUUCUGUCUUCCUUGUUUGCCUUGGACGCUGCCUCGUUCCAACAGGCUCCAGCUUGGGCUUUCUAUAUUAUCUUCCUUGUGUCUAUUGGUAUAUCUACGAUCUUAGGCCUUGGCGUCUUGUAA
This is a messenger RNA of Fusarium proliferatum ET1, 1515 nucleotides long. RefSeq lists its product as uncharacterized. NCBI's taxonomy places the organism in Eukaryota, Fungi, Ascomycota, Sordariomycetes, Hypocreales, Nectriaceae. The transcript is spliced from 7 exons. Gene Ontology annotation, biological process: transmembrane transport; metal ion transport. The record is from RefSeq and is a predicted model, not a curated record. Gene Ontology annotation, cellular component: membrane. Gene Ontology annotation, molecular function: metal ion transmembrane transporter activity. The coding region runs from base 1 to 1515 and encodes 504 amino acids.